Messenger RNA from Anoplopoma fimbria (sablefish), 1502 nucleotides. RefSeq names its product ras association domain-containing protein 8-like. Bases 85 to 1206 code for a protein of 373 amino acids. The transcript is spliced from 6 exons. Gene Ontology annotation, biological process: signal transduction. Lineage: Eukaryota; Metazoa; Chordata; Actinopteri; Perciformes; Anoplopomatidae. The record is from RefSeq and is a predicted model, not a curated record.
CCUGUAACCUGGUCGAACUGACGCUAAUUACGAUCGCAUGGAAAAUCAGAGUGAGGCAGUUCUUCAAGAGAAAGGAAAAAGGUGAUGGAGCUGAAGGUGUGGGUGGAGGGCGUGGCCAGAGUGGUGUGUGGCCUAUCACUGAACACUUCCUGUCAGGAUGUCGUCAUCGCUCUUGCAAAAUCGCUUGGUCAGACAGGUCGUUACAUUCUUGUCGUGAAGCUACGAGAGAAGGAGAGACAGCUAGUUGCGGACGACUGUCCUCUUCAGCAUCUGUCUCAGCUGGGACAGCUGGCUGCGGAGGUCCAGUUCAUUCUGCGGAGGACCGGUCCGAGCCGCAGCGAUGGUCCAGACACGCCCGGCAGAGAGAGACGGUUCCUCCCGCCGGGUCCAUCAGAACCAGAGACCCUCAAACAGUCACACAAGGCUCUCACCUUCAGCCUGGGUUCAUCAACACAGCCCAAGAGGACUAAACCAAACCGGGCCUGGUCUCCGUCGCCCAGAGCCUCACCAGAACCCAGAGCUUCACCCGUCGCUUUCCUAGAGCCUCUCAACUCCCCCAAGGAGGAGGUGUUCAGGCAGAUUCUGCAGCAGCAGAGGAGGCUGAAAGACCUGGAGGUCCAGCUUCAGUCUCUGGAGAGAGAGACCGAGCUGUGGGAGCGGGAGAUGUCAGCAUCUGUCGCGGUUCCUGGUGUGGAUCCUGUCACCGAAGGCGAACUGGAGGAACUGGAGCAGCUGCUGAGGCAGAACGAGGCGGAUCUGAUGCACAGAAACCAGUGGGAGGAAGAGUUACAGGAGGAGCUGGACAGAGAAGAAGAUAUGCACAGACGUCUGCACCAGCUACACUCAUCGGUAGGUGAUCAAAGUCAUCAGAUGGAGGAGCUCCGAGUCCGUUCUGCACAUCUGGAGCAGGACGUGCAGCUCGGAGCCCAAAGACAGAAGGAGGCGCUGAGGCCUCUGAAGCAGGAGCUCCUCUCCCGGCUGCAGCAGGGAGAAGGUCUGGAGGCGGCGCUGUCAGAGACUCUGAGGGAUCUACAGACAGAGGAGGAGAAGCUGCAGGGCCGACGGGAGCUGAUUGAGGAGCUGAAUAAGGAGCUGAGACAGUGUAAGCUGCAGCAGUUUAUCCAGAAGACCGGCAGUCCAAACGCAGACCAGAUAAACCUGCCGUGCGCUGAAGUUUACCUCAGCUGUGCUGGUAUAAUGGAGUGACUGACAUCACGAACUGGAAGUAAAACGUGUUCCCUGAAAGAGUGUGUGUGUGUGUGUGUGUGUGUGUGUGUGUGUGUGUGUGUGUGUGUGUGUGUGUGUGUGUGUGUGUGUGUGUGUGUGUGUGUGUGUGUGUGUGUGUGUGUGUGAGAUAAGCCAAUCAUUGCCACUUUCUUUGUAAAAAAAUAAAUUAAAAUAAGAUUAUCUUUGAAAUAAAUUAAAAUACAUUUUGAUGUUACUGCUAAAAAUGAAUGUUUUUAUUUUUUUUCUUGUGUAUAUUUUAUACUUGAUCUUGUCAC